AUGGCCUCGAGGAACAUCGCCGCCCGGCUGCACCAAGGUCUCCGAGCCAAACGCGCAAUCGGCGCCGUCAAGAACAGCAAUCUACGGGCACCGGGCUUGACCCGUAGUCUGGCUACUCCUGUGAGCCAUGGCGCCACUACGGAAAGCACGACGCUGAGCAAUGGCUUCACGAUCGCAACCGAGCACUCCCCCUACGCCCAAACCAGCACUGUUGGUGUCUGGAUCGAUGCUGGCUCUCGCGCCGAGACAGACAGGACGAAUGGCACCGCACACUUCCUCGAGCACUUGGCAUUCAAGGGCACGCAGAAGCGUAGUCAAAGCCAGCUCGAGCUCGAGAUUGAGAACAUGGGCGCCCACCUCAAUGCCUACACGUCCCGCGAGAAUACCGUGUACUACGCUAAGGCCUUCAACAACGAUGUACCCGCCACCGUGGACAUCCUUUCCGACAUCCUCCAGAACAGCAAGCUGGAGAGCAGCGCCAUUGAGCGCGAGCGAGACGUUAUUCUCCGCGAGCAAGAGGAGGUCGACAAACAACUAGAAGAAGUCGUCUUUGACCAUCUCCACGCCACCGCCUUCCAGAACCAGCCUCUAGGCCGCACCAUCCUCGGACCCAAAGAGAACAUCCAAUCCAUCACUCGUGACGACCUCCAAUCCUACAUCAAGACCAACUACACCGCCGACCGCAUGGUCCUCGUCGGCUCCGGAGGCGUCCCUCACAACCAACUCGUCGACCUCGCCGAGAAAUACUUCUCCCACCUGCCCCAGCAUAACUCCAGCCAACAAGCCCACGCCGCCGUCCGGGGCACAGAACAGACCCCGGACUUCGUCGGCUCCGAAGUCAGGAUAAGAGACGACACGAUCCCGACCGCCAACAUCGCUAUUGCAGUCGAGGGCGUAAGCUGGAAGGACGACGACUACUUCACCGCCCUCGUCACCCAAGCCAUCGUCGGCAACUGGGAUCGCGCGAUGGGCAACUCGCCUUACUUGGGAAGCAAACUCAGCACUUUCAUCCACGAGAACAAAUUGGCCAAUAGCUUCAUGUCGUUCAGCACGUCGUACUCCGAUACCGGGCUCUGGGGUAUCUACAUGGUCACGGACGCCAUCACCCGCAUCGACGACUUGGUCCACUUCACCCUCCGCGAAUGGUCUCGUCUCUCCUUCUCCGUCUCGGAAGCUGAGACCGAGCGCGCCAAGGCACAGCUCAAGGCUUCGAUCUUGCUUUCGCUUGAUGGCACGACGGCGGUGGCGGAGGAUAUCGGAAGGCAGAUUAUCACUACCGGUCGACGGUUGGCUCCCGAAGAGGUGGAGCGGGCGGUGGAGAGUGUCAAGGCCGCCGAUGUGAUGAAGUUUGCGCAGGCGAAGCUGUGGGAUAAGGAUAUUGCUGUUUCGGCUAUUGGGCAAAUUGAGGGGUUGUUGGAUUAUGCGAGGAUCAGGGGUGAUAUGAGUAGGAUGCUGUCGUAG
Molecule: messenger RNA, 1461 nt
Organism: Recurvomyces mirabilis
Lineage: Eukaryota; Fungi; Ascomycota; Dothideomycetes; Mycosphaerellales; Teratosphaeriaceae
Gene: MAS1
Product: Mitochondrial-processing peptidase subunit beta
Exons: 3
Coding region: 1-1461 (486 amino acids)
Cellular component (GO): mitochondrion
Molecular function (GO): metal ion binding; metalloendopeptidase activity
Source: RefSeq, a predicted model, not a curated record